Oreochromis aureus is the source of this 2675-nucleotide messenger RNA. It is a transcript of the gene nup88, whose product is annotated as nucleoporin 88. Gene Ontology annotation, cellular component: nuclear pore. The record is from RefSeq and is a predicted model, not a curated record. Bases 73 to 2232 code for a protein of 719 amino acids. The transcript has a single exon. Gene Ontology annotation, molecular function: structural constituent of nuclear pore. Gene Ontology annotation, biological process: ribosomal small subunit export from nucleus; mRNA export from nucleus; protein import into nucleus. NCBI's taxonomy places the organism in Eukaryota, Metazoa, Chordata, Actinopteri, Cichliformes, Cichlidae.
ACGUUAAAUGACUGUCGUGAAAAAAACUAAAACACGUUACUGCUUCCUUCAGAAAUCAGACAGUUGAUCAAGAUGGCGGCACUCAAUUCAGAACAGUGGCUGAAUGACUUACCGAACCACACGAUAUUCAAAAUAAUACGCGAGAAGUUGGAUUUGGAGCGCACCUCGAGUGAAAGAGGGAUCGCUAAGAACCUCACGUUUUGUUUGGGAGCGGAUUUUUUCGUGUGGGACGAUUCAGACCGCGUGUUUUACACAACCAACCUGCGGCAGUUAAACACAGAGGAGAGCUCCAGUAGCGGGAAGUAUCAGACCUUGCUGUGCAUCAACCCGCCGCUCUUUGAAGUGUGCCAGGUGCUGGUGAGCCCGACACAGCACCAUGUCGCGCUGGUCGGUCAACGAGGCGUCUCGGUCCUGGAGCUUCCUCUGCGGUGGGGCAAGAGGUCCGAGUUUGAAGGCGGACGCAGCAAAAUCAACUGCAAGACAAUCCCUGUGGCGGAGCGCUUCUUCACCAGCUCACCGUCGGUCAGUCUGCGACAGGCGGCUUGGUACCCUAGCGAGACUGACGAGCCACAUAUGGUGCUGCUCACUUCAGACAACACGAUCAGAUUUUACGGCUUGAAGUCUCCGCAGACAUCGGCCAAAAUCCUGCCAGUGUCGCAGUCAGAAGAUGAGAGCAGCCUCCACCCUCCGGUGCGUUCGUACGCAGCUUCUCUGGGAGAGAUAGCAGUGGCGUUUGACUUUGGGCCGAUUUCAUCCCCUCCUCGGCAGCUGCCAGGACAGGUCUCCAAAGACCAGCUGGUCUACCCUCUCUAUAUUCUUUACGAAAAUGGGGAGACCUAUGUGAGCUACACGAGCCAGGUAAACGGUAUAAGUCUAAGUAAACCCGUUGGACCUCUCCCCAUGUAUCCAGCAGCAGAGGAUAACUAUGGCUAUGAUGCUUGUGCCAUUCUGUGCCUGCCAUGUGUUCCGAGUAUCUUGGUCAUCGCCACAGAAACGGGCACACUGUAUCACUGUGUCGUGCUGGAGUCUGAAGAAGAGGACGACACGGGGGCAGUGGAAAAGUGGAUCCGAGGCACAGAGACAGUGCCAGCUCUUUAUGUGUUUGAGUGUGUUGAGCUAGAGCUCAUACUUAAAGUGGCAACGGGAGAGGACGAGGAGCCGCAAGAGUUUGAUUUCACCUGUCCAAUCAAACUGCACAGAGACCCCCUCUGUCAGCACCGGUAUCAUUGCACCCAUGAAGCAGGAGUGCACAGCGUGGGGCUAAUCUGGGUCAACAAGCUGCAGAGGUUCCUUAAAUCAGAUGAGGAGGAUAAGGACAGUCUCCAGGAGCUGGCUGCUGAGAAGCGCUGCAUCGUAGAGCACAUUCUUUGCACCAGACCGCUCCUGACCAGUCAGUCGGCUCCAAUUCGUGGUUUUUUGAUUGUGUCUGACCUCGCCUUGGGCGCCACCAUGAUCUGCAUCACCAGCAAUUACGAGUGCAUUCUGUUACCCCUUCUGAGCUCCAUUCGCCCUCCCUCCCCUCCCCUGCUUUGCUCCCACCCAGGUCUGGGCUCUGCCAGCUCCCCUCUGCGUGGGCUGGCCGAAGACUCCUUUGAGCAGCACAUUCGCAACAUCCUGGCACGGAGCUCCACCAAUCCUCUUGUACUUAAAGCUGGAGACAAGGACACAUCACCACCACCUCCAGAGUGUCUGGAGCUCCUCAGCAGAGCCACACAGGUGUUCCGUGAGGAGUACAUUCUCAAGCAGGACAUGGCUCGUGAAGAGAUGCAGAGGAGGGUGAAACUCCUGACAGGCCAGAAGAACAAGCAGCUGGAGGAGUUGUCUCUCUGCAGGGAGGAGAGGAAGAGUUUGAGAGAAGCAGCAGAAAGGUUGGCUGAUAAAUACGAAGAUGCAAAGUAUCGCCAAGAAACCAUUAUGAACAGGGUUAAGAAAGUGUUGUGUAGCCUGCAAAGCCAGCUACCCAUACUGUCAAACAGUGAAAAAGAAAUGAAGAAGGAGCUGCAGACCAUCAAUGAUCAACUGAAACACCUGGACAACUGCAUCAGACAGGUGAACAUGAAGAUGGAGUACCAGAAGACACAAGUGGACAAGGAUAUGCCCGGAACUAGGGCAAGAGUCUCUCUCAACGCUCCCCAGAAAAAGGUUGUUCAGGAUGUCCUCAAAGAACAAGGACAGCAAAUUGGUGACAUGAUGAAGCAGAUCAAAGACAUCAAAAAUCAUUUUAGUUUCUAAACACUGCAGAAAAAUGCUAGUUUUUUUCUGUAUAGUUGGGAAAAUAUUUCAAAUUUCAAAUACACUCAGUUAUUACAUUUGCAUUUUUUUCUGACAUUUGUUAAGAAACUGUAAUGAGUUCUUGAGCUCAAAGUGGUUGUGCUAUGUUCUUAUAUACUAUAUCUUAUAUGCGCUAGUGUAACUUUACCUUUCAUACCAAAUGUUGUUCCUUAAUACAGAAUACAGAAAUACAAAAGGUUGGAUUUUCUCUUACAAAAAAUUGUAUAUUUUUACAUCAAUAUUUUUUACAUGUUAAUGAUUGAGUCACUAACAUACUCAGUUUAAUGUCCCAUGUAUAGGCAGGAAAAAUUAAAAAUAAUUUGUGCUAAACUAACCUUAUACAGCUGUUUUCAAUUUUGUUUGCUCACUUUUUUGCAUAAAAAAAUAAACUUGAAAUUAUUCAA